AUGAGCAGGCUCAGUGGUUGGAUCCGGGGCUCGACCCCAAAGGCAACAAGCCAUGAGCCCUCCCCAGCGGCCUCGACCACUGACCUCAGGGCCGCCGAGGUCAACCAGAUGGAGGAUGCCAUGGUCAGUAUGACCAAGAUCAUGAACGACGAUAUUGAGGGCGCCGAGGUGGGCCUCAAGCAGGGCAGCUCGGCCUUUCACUCGCUCGGUCUGGGCACCACCACCUUUAUGCGCAGCGUCAUUGGUUUUGAGAAGGACAUCAUGGCCGAAGCUAGUAAGCUGCUCAAUACGUGCUCGACGCAGGCGUGGAACGAGCAGAAGAAGGCCGAGAAGAAUGGGCCGGAUUCCAGGAUUCACCCGCCCGGAAGCGAGUUUGCCCUUGUUCACGCCGAAGCGCAACUCAUGAGCGCCAUGGUUGCGGUAUUGCACGAGAGCUAUCUGGAAGCCGCCAAGGGAUUCUGGGGGCUUCGCGGUGCCUACGCCACUCUGGAGAGAAUGAUGCAGGCUGAAGAGGCAUAUUUGGCUAAGAAGGGUCUCAAAGUCGGCGGAAGCAAAGACGAACUACCGCCGCCACCUGUUGUACCUGCGUCAGAAGUCAAAAACGAAGAGCAAGACGAGGAUGCAGAUCUCGACUUUGUGGAAGCCCCCGAGAGCUUAUCAGGAACGCAGACACCCGCACAAUACAAUGGGCACUUGAGUAAGGUUAUAGACGAGACGGAAAAGAAGCUAGAAGGCUUGGCAGUCAGUGAUGGGGCACCAGUAACACCGCCCACAAGGAAAGACUCGCCAGCAUCAAUGGAAUCCCAGUCCUCAGCAGGUCUCCAGGGCCCCGAUGCUGAUGUUUUCACAGACCCCGUUGAUGUGUUUGUCCACAGUGGAGCCAACAUGUGUUUUGGCAUCUUGUUGUUGAUGCUGUCAAUGAUACCACCAUCAUUUGGAAAGCUUUUGUCAAUCAUUGGCUUCAGAGGCGAUCGCGAGCGUGGUGUCAAGAUGCUUUGGCAAAGCUCCCGCUUCGCCAACAUAAACGGCGCCGUUUCUGGUCUCGUUCUACUUGCAUACUACAAUGGCUUUCUUGGGUUCGCCGACAUUCUACCGACUGAAGAGGAGGCUGAGCAAGGGGCUAUUGUCGGAUACCCCAGGAAACGAUGCCACGAUCUUUUAUCCACCAUGGUGACGCAUUAUCCCGAUUCACGGUUAUGGCGUGUUGAAGAGGCGCGGAGUCUGUCCAACAGUCGUGACAUUGCCGGCGCGAUUGCUAUCUUGGAGAAGAACACCGACUCCAAAAUGCGACAGGUUACGGCGCUGAAUAGCUUUGAACUAUCUCUCGACUGCAUGUACAUUGGCCACUAUGAAGCCAUGCGCGACAACUUCAUUCGCUGUACUGAGCUCAACGAUUGGAGCCACUCUUUGUACUAUUUCCUGGCUGGGUGCGCCGAGUUGGAGCUGUACCGCAACGCAUUUCACGCCGAAAAGAAGGAUGAUUCACAAAUCCGAGUACACAAGGCCAAGGCAAAAGAGCUCCUGUUGAAAGCUCCCUCCCUGGCUGGCAAGAAGAAAUUCAUGUCAAAGCCACUACCAUUUGAGGAAUUCGUAAAGCGCAAGGUGCAAAAGUGGGAAAAGAGGAGUAAAGAUCUCGGAGUCGACCUUGUGGAUGCAAUCGGCGUCAGCCCGGUUCAGGAGAUGGUGUAUCUCUGGAAUGGCAUCAAGAAAAUGCAGACUUCACAGCUGGAAAGAGCUGUUGAUACUCUCAGCUGGAGUCGCCUUACCGUCCCUGUUGAGACAGCGAACAAGAUCAGAGCAGAGAGUGAUGAGAUUGCUGUUGGCGAUCUGUGCCUGGCUGCGAAUUAUAGAGCCCUAGGCCGGUUGGAUGAAGCAAAGGAACUGCUCAAGACGGUGCUUGCAAUCGAUAAAACUGCUUUUGACGGCAAGAUUCAUGACGACUGGGCACAGCCCGCAGCAGCGUAUGAGACGGCCGUGCUGGCAUGGGUUGAACUACAGAAUGCCAAUAAAAAAGACACCACCGCCUCCAUCAACGGGGAUAGCACUCAAGAUCUCGAUAUCUGGCGUCGCAAGAAGACUGAUGAGUGUCAGACCUGGCUGGAUAAGUGUGCCGGAUGGGGAAACUAUGUCUUAGACGCCAGGAUAGGUAUGCGAGUGCAAACGGGUACGGAUACACUUCGAUGGUACAAAAGGGUAAAAGGCUGGAGUUCGGAAUAG
Pestalotiopsis fici W106-1 is the source of this 2217-nucleotide messenger RNA. RefSeq lists its product as uncharacterized. The transcript has 3 exons. Lineage: Eukaryota; Fungi; Ascomycota; Sordariomycetes; Amphisphaeriales; Sporocadaceae. The record is from RefSeq and is a predicted model, not a curated record. The coding region runs from base 1 to 2217 and encodes 738 amino acids. Gene Ontology annotation, cellular component: mitochondrial outer membrane; nucleus; cytosol.